Molecule: messenger RNA, 2005 nt
Organism: Loxodonta africana (African savanna elephant)
Lineage: Eukaryota; Metazoa; Chordata; Mammalia; Proboscidea; Elephantidae
Gene: LGMN
Product: legumain
Exons: 14
Coding region: 160-1461 (433 amino acids)
Biological process (GO): vacuolar protein processing
Molecular function (GO): cysteine-type endopeptidase activity
Source: RefSeq, a predicted model, not a curated record
ACGAGCGGGGGCGCCAGUCCGCAAUCACAGCCGGAGGACGUCGGGGCGGCUGUGCCGAGGCUGCGCGCCGCAGGAUUCUCACGGUCCCACAGUCGCGUCGUCCAGCAGUCGCUGUCGACCCCCGGCGCAGGUUCCUGCUGUCGAACUGCAAGGGGCAGGAUGAUUUGGAGCACAGCCCUAUUGCUCGGCUUGGUCCUAGGGACUGGCGCUUUUCUGCUCGAUGAUCCGGAGGACAGCGGCAAGCACUGGGUGGUGAUUGUCGCCGGAUCAAAUGGCUGGUACAACUAUAGGCACCAGGCAGAUGCAUGCCACGCCUACCAGAUCGUCCACCGCCACGGGAUUCCCGACGAGCAGAUCAUCGUGAUGAUGUACGACGACAUCGCCAACUACGAAGACAAUCCCACUCCAGGUGUUGUGAUCAACAGGCCCAACGGCACAGACGUGUAUAAUAACGUCCUAAAGGACUACACCGGUGAGGAUGUCACCCCACAAAAUUUCCUUGCUGUGUUGAGAGGUGAUGCAGAAGCAGUGAAGGGCAAGGGAUCCGGAAAAGUCCUGAAGAGUGGCCCCCGGGAUCACGUGUUCGUGUACUUCACUGAUCACGGAGCUCCUGGACUACUGGCUUUUCCUUCCGAUGAUCUUCAUGUGAAGGACCUGAAUGAGACCAUUCGUUACAUGUACAAACACAAGAUGUACCAAAAGAUGGUGUUCUACAUUGAAGCCUGUGAGUCUGGCUCCAUGAUGAGACACCUGCCGAAUGACAUCAAUGUGUAUGCGACCACUGCCGCCAACCCCAGUGAGUCGUCCUACGCCUGCUACUAUGACGAGGAGAGGGGCACGUACCUGGGGGACUGGUACAGUGUCAACUGGAUGGAAGACUCGGAUGUGGAGGACCUGACAAAGGAGACCCUCCACAAGCAGUACCAGCUGGUCAGGUCCCGCACCAACACCAGCCACGUCAUGCAGUACGGAAACAAAUCCAUAUCUGCCAUGAAGCUGAUGCAGUUCCAGGGUAUCAGACACAAAGCCAGCUCUCCCAUCCCUCUGCCUCCUGUUACACACCUUGACCUCACACCUAGCCCUGAGGUACCCCUUGCAAUCAUGAAAAGGAAGCUGAUGGCCACCAAUGACGUGCAGGAGUCCAGGGAUCUUCUCCAGAAAAUCAGCAGGCAUCUGGAGGCCAGACAUGUCAUGGAGAAGUCUGUGGGAAAGAUCGUCUCCUUGCUGGCGACGUCCAGCGCUGAGGUGGAGCAGCUCCUCUCUCAGAGAGCGGAGCUCACGGAGCACGCCUGCUACCAGGAGGCUGCUGUGCACUUCCGCACACACUGCUUCAACUGGCACUCCGCCACGUACGAGUAUGCUUUGAGACAUUUGUACGUGCUGGUCAACCUUUGUGAAAAACCUUACCCAGUUGACAGAAUAAAGUUGGCCAUGGACAAGGUGUGCCUUGGUUACUACUGAAAAGCUGCCUUCCUGAUGCUUUUCUGAGUGUGAACACGUCCGCUUAGAACAUGAGACUAACCUGAGACUGAAGAGGUGGAGCCAGGAGGAAGCUGACCCCACCUGCUCCCGGUGCUCCUAGGGAAUGCAGUUGGGCCACUCCUGGGCCACGCUCCAGACUUUUCUCUCCGAAGGUGGCUUGCUCACCUUUACCUAUUUGCCCAACCUUCUGCAGGUCAUGUGUGACACUUUGAAAAUCUACAAAUUUGGGCAAGUAAAGCUCUGUAUUGGGAGGCUUAUUUGCUUUUUACGAGGUUCUUUUGCCCGCUUGUUUUAAGGAGAAAGAAGUCCACUUGGGCUUCCGUAGCCCGUGGAAGAGUCUUUGCUCGAAGGAAUUUGAGGCGAGUCAUAGCUGAAACCGGAGUCUUCAGAAUGAUUUUAUUGAAGAGGGUCUUAUGCCCAAAAUGAAAACCUAUUUUUAGAAAAUAUUACAAUUUUGAUUGAUUUAUUUCAUUUUGCAACAAUGGACAAGUCUUAAAAAAUAAAGAUUAAUAACUGAACCCAA